GCUUAGGUUUUUUUGAGUAUUGAAAAAAUUCUGUUUUAAUUGUUCUUCAAUUAUUUAUUCAUUAAGAAAAUCAGUUGUUUUGAAAGUGUCUUAAAUUAUCAGUUCAUGAAAAGCAACUUCCUGGUUCCACGAGUAAAAUUGGCACAAUGGUCAAAAGUGAUGUAAAAUUCCUUGUAAGGAUUAUCCCGAGCCCGACGAGAGACUGGGAUUGCAUCAAAAUUGAAAAAAAUAGAAAGACGAUACACAUAAAGAGUUCACAGACAUACUCAUUGCAUCCGAAUAGGGCUCUCUACUGGGAGUUCAACACCGACGGCAUAUUCACAGACUCUUGCCAAGAUGCCCUUUACACCAAAGUUAUGGAGAACACGUUGAACAAGGUUUUUAAAGGGGUGGACAUGGUAAUUAUAGCAUUUGGACAGUCUGAUACAGGUAAAACAUACACUAUGCUAGGACUGGAAGAUGGGUACAAUUACAGAGGGAUAGCACCGAGGAUCAUUAAAGAUACUUUUACCAUGUCAGAAAAAUAUGGGUUAGGAAUGGAAUUUUUUAUACAUCUAUCAUUUAUUGAAUUUGACCACAACAGAUGCUACGAUUUGCUUAAAUCACCACCUGAGCCAGUAGAGUCUUCGAAAGUGCAAGGAGUACAAAUCAAAUCUAUUAAAGAUGGCCUAGUUUUAUUAUUUGAAGGGAUGAAAAGAAGAAAAUUUGAAAAGAUGCAUACUCAUUGUGCACCUGGUGUAGUGACAGUUCAUAUAAAAGGGAUUCCCGUUUCCGGGUCUUCGACUUCGACUAUUUUUUCACAUAUACAUCUUGUUGACUUGCCAGGCACAGAAAAACAAUAUAUGCAUAUUAGAUCUGACUUUUGCCAGGCAGAUGCAAAUAUAACAAAACUCAGCAUCGACAAAGCGAAAACAUGGGACAGCAUACUUGCAAAGCAAAAUGGUGGUUGUCAAGUUAUGGGACGUUGCCCUGCUGUCUUUAAGACAUCAAAUCUAAUUCAGUUUUUAGGCCGAGCCUUGACUAAUGGUGUCUUGAGGUUAAUUGGUCAUAUUCGUGCAGACCACAAGGACAUGAAAAACACCCUUUGGACAUUAAAAUUUGGAGGAAGGCUUUCUAGAAAACAGCCUGGAGAGACGCUUUACACAUUCAGCCCAGAUUACAAAAGACUGACUCAACUUUUAGAAGAAGAGGUAAAACAACUAAGAAAUGAAAUAGUGGUUUCAGAACUUCUCAGGGGUGAAUACACCCAGCUGAACAUGUGCCAAGGAGAAAUGGAGCAUAUGCAAAGGCUUGUGAAAUCAUAUGUCGAUGGGAAAAUAUCGGAAGCAUGCUUGCUCUCAGCAGCCAAGCCCAAUGUCAUUUUGCAUGCCCUGAAAAGAAUCUAUGUAAAUGACCUCUCAGACUUAAAGCAAGCGUUCAAAUUUAAAUUGAAAACAGUGGCAGAAGAACUGGCUAAAGAGUUUGAAGAAAAACCAACAGCUGUCAAAAAGAAAACAGGGAAACAUACAAGCCCUGAAACAGGUGUCAAGGGAGAAAAAGAUUCAAGCAUUACACGUCACCAUAAGCAAUCAAAUAUAAACACAACAAAAGGUGGCAGUCCUGCACCUCCGAAUGCUUCCUCCAACACAACUUCACCCACGUCUACUGCGGCUCAAGCAGCAAAGACAGCAUCAACAGAAGGCUCAAGUCUCAUAGAAUUGUCUGAUGCAAAAAAAGCCGAAAUGGGAAAGUCAACAAAACCAAGGCGGCUAUCAAAAACAAUCAAAUCCAGCCAAGAACCUAUAUCAAUGGGAACUGAAGAUAUCGAAUCUGGAAGAAAGGCAAGGACAGACUUAUGGAAGGAAUGGUCAUGGAGGAACCAAGAGAAGACUGACAAAUUAAAUAACCUGAAGCUUGCAUUUGAAAGUUCAGCUAUUGAAAAAGAAAAAACAAUAAAUGAAGUAACCGAAAUGAGAAACCGCCUUCAAACCUUGAAAGUCCAGUUAGAAGAAGCAAGAUGGCAAAGGAUGAUUAAUUUUGGAGAACACCCUGGCAUCGAUGGAGCUAGGUUUGUGACCUCAACUGCCGAGCAGAAUCUCGAGGAUGAGAUAAAGGCGUUGAAGAAAAAUAUCUACGACCAAGUCGCCCACAUGGUCACUGAGCACAAGGAGCACGUUAGAAAGUUCAAUGAGUAUAAUACUGCUAAAAUGACAGUAGAAGCAGAUUUCCAACAAUAUGUCCAUGGAACACAAAUGCCCAUGGUUCUUUUCCCGCCGCUUGAAGACAUGGACGUAGUACCACAGAAUCCGACUGUCAUGACUUUCCAAGACAAGAAGGGCUUCAGGGAGUCAAAAAGUGAAAUUGAAUUUUCAAUCGUACAAGCCAAACAUCUAGUGCAGAAAAAAUUCAAGCCGAGAAAGAAAUGGGACAUGAAAUGAAUGCAUGGUAUAUGACAAUGGUGUCAAAAGCCUGCACAUGCCAACCUAAAUCAAUAAACCAUAAACAAAUUAAAAUAAAAUUUAAAUAAACACAUUA
Molecule: messenger RNA, 2514 nt
Organism: Cimex lectularius (bed bug)
Lineage: Eukaryota; Metazoa; Arthropoda; Insecta; Hemiptera; Cimicidae
Product: kinesin-like protein KIF9
Exons: 15
Coding region: 147-2417 (756 amino acids)
Biological process (GO): microtubule-based movement; mitotic spindle organization
Molecular function (GO): ATP binding; microtubule motor activity; microtubule binding
Source: RefSeq, a predicted model, not a curated record